CGCACGCCGCACGGCCGAGGCGAGACACACACAACCUCACAACACAGCACGUCGCGGAGCCGCGGACGCCAUCGACGCCAUCCCAGCUGUGGCGCGCCCCGCCGUCGCGGUCCCAGUCCACACCAUGAGGGCCCUCGCCGUGCUGCUGCUGUCGGCAGCCCUGCUGGCCGACGCGCUCGCCGCCAGGAACGUGACCGGCGGCCGCAGGCGAAACCCCGGCCGCCCCGGCCUCGGCAACCGACAGGGAGACCCGGCGUAUGACGAGGACUUCGUGGGGCCUUCCGACCCGAACUACGAAGUGGUGACGACGCCCAGGGACAACCUGAGCGGCCCCGCCCCCAUCCCCGAAGACCCCAACUGCGUGUGUGUGCCGUACUACCAGUGCGACGCCAACCAGAACGUCAACCAGGACGGCGAGGGCAUCAUCGACAUCAGGAUAAAGGAGGGAGGGUGCCCCCACUACCUGGACUUCUGCUGCAGUCUCCAGAACGGAAAUGUGAGCCCCACUCCCCCCACCAGCACCUCCGAGCCGUCCUACCCCGACCUCCCGACGCAGGAGCCUCCCCGGCCGCAGCCCCCCACGAGGCCGCCCCCGCCGACCACGGACUUCCACCCCACGCCGCCACCGCAGCAGAUGCAGUGCGGCGUGCGCAACCCCGAGGGCGUCGGCUUCAGGAUCACCGGCGGCGAGGACGGCGAGGCGCAGUUCGGGGAGUUCCCCUGGAUGGUGGCCAUCCUCCAGCAGGAGAAGAUCGACGACCAGGCCAAGCCCCUGAACCUGUACCAGUGCGGCGGCGCCCUCAUCCACCCCCAGGUCGUCCUCACCGGGGCGCACUGCGUGGCGGGCAAGCAGCCAAAUUUAUUGAAAAUAAGAGCAGGCGAAUGGGACACACAAACCACAAAAGAGGUGUACGCUCACCAGGAUCGUGGUGUUGCAUCAAUCAUUGCUCACCCUCAAUUUAACCCAAGAAGUCUCCACAAUGAUAUUGCUCUGCUGAUCCUUCUUGAUCCUGUGCAAGUUGGCGGUCACAUUGGCGUAAUCUGCCUGCCAGAGCAAGAUCAAGUCUUCGACUACAAGAGGUGUUUUGCCAGCGGUUGGGGCAAGGAUAAAUUUGAGCAAGAUGGCCAGUAUCAAGUCAUCUUGAAGAAACGUGAUCUUCCCAUAGUGCCAAAUCCUGAGUGCCAAGAGCUUCUUCGCAAGACUCGCCUUGGAGCAUACUUCCUUUUGGAUGCUAGUUUUAUCUGCGCAGGUGGAGAACCUGGCCGAGACACUUGCAAGGGUGAUGGAGGCAGCCCAUUGGUGUGUCCCAUUGAUAAUGAACCAAAUCGCUACUAUCAUGCAGGAAUAGUUGCCUGGGGCAUUGACUGCGGUCUUGCCAAUAUACCUGCAGUGUACAGCAGUGUGGCUCGUUUCAGAAACUGGAUUGAUAACGAGUUAUCAAAGUUAAAUGUUGAUACAUCCGGUUACCGAGCAUAAAAUGGUCAAAAGAAUCUCAUAUUCAUUCUGUACUGCUACAACUCUUUCAUUGAUCUCUCUUGCUCUAGUGCAUUUUGGUUAUGGAUUUUUUUUUCACAAUCAUAAGGCAGGGUAAUCAGAUGUACGAAUUGCUCAUACCAUCAUUUCUACUCAAUAGGACGACAUGAACUUUGUAAAUUAUUCAUUAUUAAUAAAUUAGUUUGUAACAAGUAUGCAUCUUUUA
Thrips palmi is the source of this 1700-nucleotide messenger RNA. Its product is annotated as phenoloxidase-activating factor 2-like. Lineage: Eukaryota; Metazoa; Arthropoda; Insecta; Thysanoptera; Thripidae. Bases 125 to 1477 code for a protein of 450 amino acids. The record is from RefSeq and is a predicted model, not a curated record. Gene Ontology annotation, biological process: proteolysis. Gene Ontology annotation, molecular function: serine-type endopeptidase activity. The transcript is spliced from 7 exons.